GUUAUGUGUCUUUAAUCACAGAUGAUAGAGAGGUAGAUUUUAAUAUAUUUGUUUGUUUGUUUGUUUUGUAUUAUUGUGGUCGGUAUUGAAACAAGCUACUAUUUCCAAAUCUUAAUAAUGAUUGCAGUCCAAAAAAAUGUAGUAAUCAGUAAUGAUUUUAGACUACGGUUAAUUAAAUUUCGUUAAUAUAUAAAUGAAUAAAAAUGUCAAUAACAUUAACAGGUAAUAGAAGUAAAAUAAUAACAGAAAUGAUGAAGUUUUCCUUUCAUCACCGAGCUUUUUACUGUUACCUAGGCAUGAGCAUUUGGAUAUUCUUCCUUAUCACAGUAAUGUACAAAUACAUGUCUGCUGGUGAGGAAGUAGUAAUUGUUAAAAAAAAUGUACAAAAUGAAUACAUAUCAAAAAGUGACUCCAAAUUCCGUAAGCUGUACCUCAGAGUUUGUACUCCACCUGACAGCAUUGUGAGAGGAUCUGAAGGUGUGGUGGACAGUGACACUUGGCUCCUGCAGGGUGUCCUUGUAGUCACCCGACAUGGUGAUAGAGGACCUCUGACUCAUCUCAAGAGUGGUGACAAGUUGCCUUGUGAUACCCCACCCGUUUCACCAUUACUUAAAAGUUACGAGCAGUUUGUGGCGAACGCUAGUGUCGGCGGGCGCGCGUGGUGGGUGUCGGGUCCGGGCCCGUUCCACAACUUCCCGUCGCUGCCGGGCCGCCACCGCGCCACGCGCUGCGCCCUCGGACAGCUCACACCGCGAGGCCUCCUGCAGAUGCUCACUGUUGGCAAUAUACUAAAGGAAGCAUAUAGUGAAAAAUUGGACCUUCAUAAUUUGGAUGUGCCUGGAAAAAAAGACUCAGGUCGCGCGGUGUGGUAUAGCACUCGGUACCGGCGGACGUUCCAGUCGCUGGUGGCGCUCGCGUGGGGCGCGUGGGGCGCGGGCGGCGGAGGGGGGGCGGGGGCGGGGGCGGCCACGGGGGCGGGGGCGGGGGCGGGGGCGGGGCCCGGAGCGUGGGCGGCCGCCGCCAGGGAGGCGCACAGCGUAGCCUUCUGCUUCAGAGACUGCGCAUGCGCAGCGCACCAUCAUCUUAACAAGAAAAUAAAGUCUCAAUCUAAAGACAGACUCGAAUCCCAUCCCGCCAUUAAAGAGCUAGUCAACAAGCUGUCCAAAGUACUCUUCGAAUCUCAGGAGCACACUGACGCUGACGUAGUACGUGAUGCUCUCUUGGCGUACAUGUGCCACGAUGCUCCCUUACCAUGCUCAGAAAUGCCCAGCAAGACGCAUAAAUCUAAACUCCUCAUUAAAGGUCACAAGAAACUACGAGCAGAUACUAUUCCUCUUAGAAGUCUUCUAGAUGUCGAUAUAGACACACUCAAUAUGGAAUUGGACUAUAUUAACAAUCAAUUAGACUUCAACAAUGAAAUAGGACGGAAAGCGAAAGAUAUAAUAGGCAAGUACUAUGACAGUAAAGACAAACAAAAGGCGCCGUUAGAUUUCGACGCACAAAUGGAAAGGGAGAAAUUAUUGUAUUAUCAGCAACGGUAUAUAGAUAACGCUGACACAUACGACGAUGUUGUGAUAGUGAAGAAAAAUCUCGACGCUGAUUUCAACUUUCCAAACGAUGCAAGAAUGGACACAGAUUUUGAUGAGGACUAUCGGGAACCCACGCCAGAAAACACAGAAGACUUUUGCAUCAAGAAAGAACAUGUUAUGUCUUUAUUCGCGUAUCUUGAGUGGAGCUAUCGGCAGGAAAUCAAGAAUGUUCAUAACAGGAAGCGAGGGUUGCUCGUCGCUUAUGGUUUAAUCCAUAAUAUAGUACAAAAUAUAAUAAGAAUGAUCUCCGAAAACAAACCAAAGUUCGUCGUGUACUCGGGCCACGACAAAACAUUGCAAGCUUUGAUUUUGGCAUUAGGUUUAAAUAACUAUCAACAUUACAAUGUUCAGUAUGCUUCUAGAAUGAUCUUCGAGGUGUACAGAAAGAAGGAUCUUCGGGAUGAAUUCAAGUUUACAAAGAGAAAAGCGGUCGCGCAGGAUUUCUACUUUCGCGUAGUGUACAACGGCGAAGACGUAACGAAUCAGCUAAGUUUCUGUAAGUCCCGUCACAAUAUUGUUAUGAAAGUUGUUGAUCCCAUAGAUGAUGUUAAAAUUUACAAGACGUACUUAUGUUCUAUAGAGAACAUAGUGAGGUUUAUACAUGAUGAUUAUUUUGUAGCGUUCAAUGCGAGUAAUUAUAAAGAUGCGUGCGCUAGUUACGGGAGCGCGAAGCAUGUAGUCUGAAUAUGUGGCAGUUUAACAGCUGAAUGUAUAUACCAGUAAUUAAUUACAUUCCUACAUAUAAUUAGUGAAUGUACUAUUAAUAUAAUAAAUGAUAACUUUAUCAGGAUGGAUGAGUGCAUGGAAAUUUGAUACACUAGUUCAUAUCCUUGAUUAACACAUAGGUUUGUUACUACAAUUCACACAGACAGGGCUGCGGUUAUCUAGUAGAAUAUAUUGAAAAUUAAUGAUAUAUCAAUUAAUUACCAAAAUAUAUAAAUAAAUAUGUCUAGUGCAGCUUUAGAUAGUGUAUUGUGACUGAUAUUACAAAGUGUAAUAUAUUACAAUGUAUAUUGUUCAUCAAAAUUAGUCAAAUUAGUUAAUUUUUAGCUUUAAUAAUUACAUAUUAAUUGAUAAAUGUACAUAUCACACCAUUGCUCAGUGAUGAUAAAGCACAUUACGCACACACACAUGUAGAAUAUUUACAAUUAUAUAUUAUAAAUUGAGUUCAACACAACAUACAUAUAAUUACAAUGCAUAGCCAUACGGCAUGGUGGCUGAUGUUGGUAUGACAGAGGUGCCUACGCAUGCACCUUGUACAAAUACGAUUGUACAAAGUCGUAUGUAUACAAAGUCUACUUUUCUUGGUUUUACCUUUUAAUUAUUUGUAUGUAUGUCAACCGCAUCAUCUUUACAUAAUAUAAAAAGAAGUAGCUUCCGCUGUCUGUUCGCUUAGAUCUUUUAAACUACGCAACGGAUUUUAAUGCAGUAUUUAGCAAUAGAUAUAGUGAUUCAAGAGGAAAGUAUAUAUGUACACCCGUGCGGAGCCGGGUAGCUAGUACUAAUGUAAAGUGUACCUUGAUUGGUUGUACGUUUUAAUUUUUUGUAUGUCUGUGUCAUACGGAUUCCAUACGCACGAAAAAUAUGUAUGUGUGAUAGCUUACAGCUCGAAUGAGACUAAUAUUUUAAUUUUUUACUAAUUUAUUCAAUUUACAAUUUGUUUAUAUUAAAUAUUACAAUUAAGUCAUAAUUAUGUUCUAAACAUGUUUACCUACAUUAUUAAUGUUUAUAAACAAUAAUAUAGAUAGUCAUAAACAUGAGAUUAUUAAUUCAAUAACUGAGGCUAGCAUCCUAUAUAAGAGAGAAUAACAUCAUAUAUUUAAUAAUUUAUUUUACAAUUUGUAACCUAGAUCUCACUAUUUGGUUUUAAUGUUAAUUAAUUAUAAGAUCUCAGUGUUGCCCGCCUACUAAUUUGUAACUACCCAUAUUUAAUAAUGAUAACGGAGUUGUGCACUCGUCUACUCUAACGGGGCACCAGCGGAGGAUUAUAAGUUGAAUAUGAGCUUAGGUCACUUAGCCAAUUUCAUCAGGAAUUUAUCACGAUGGUUUCCAGGGGGACUCACAUAGAUGUCAACCUGACAUGGUACAUUACUACAAUGGGUCAUCAAUCCACAUUACUAAUAAUCGUCUAACUUGAGAUAUGGGCAUAUGUUAAGUUUUGCGUAAGUACCACUGAAAAAGAAUC
This is a messenger RNA of Achroia grisella, 3774 nucleotides long. RefSeq lists its product as uncharacterized. Bases 204 to 2273 code for a protein of 689 amino acids. The record is from RefSeq and is a predicted model, not a curated record. Gene Ontology annotation, biological process: dephosphorylation. Gene Ontology annotation, molecular function: phosphatase activity. Lineage: Eukaryota; Metazoa; Arthropoda; Insecta; Lepidoptera; Pyralidae. The transcript is spliced from 7 exons.